This is a messenger RNA of Colletotrichum graminicola M1.001, 1476 nucleotides long. RefSeq names its product major facilitator superfamily transporter. The record is from RefSeq and is a predicted model, not a curated record. The transcript is spliced from 8 exons. Gene Ontology annotation, biological process: transmembrane transport. Lineage: Eukaryota; Fungi; Ascomycota; Sordariomycetes; Glomerellales; Glomerellaceae. Gene Ontology annotation, molecular function: transmembrane transporter activity. Bases 1 to 1476 code for a protein of 491 amino acids.
AUGGCGACCUCAUCGGAUUCAAAAGACACCAAAAGGAUUUCCAGCACGUCGGAUGUCGCCGCCGGCACCAGUAACGUAUACGAUGGAGGCCCAAUCGAAGAGAUUGACGACGGCUAUCUGCGCGCCUCCGGAUUCACAAGGUUCUACCGAGGCGUUCUGUUCCAGAUGAUUCUUUUUGGAGCUCUCUCCUUCGUCGGUCCCGCCAUGUCCGACGCCAUCACCAACCUAGGCGGCGGUGGCCUCUCGACUCCGUACCUGGCGAACUUGGCGACGGCGCUUGCCUAUUCAUCAGGGUGCCUGCUUACCAUCUUUGGCGGACCCUUGAUCAACAAGUUCGGCAUCAAAUGGUCCUGCAUGAUCGCGGCCGUGGCGAUGCCUCUGGCCGGCUCGGCUUACUACGUCAGCGCAAAGUAUCACGUAGACUGGUAUCUCCUGCUCGCGAGGCUGGUUGGCGGGUUCGCCAACGGGUUUCUGUACGUGGCCGAGACUGCUGCCAUGUUGUCGUAUCCGGACGCAAACAACAGAGGCUUCUAUCUGGGUAUAUGGUCCUCCAUGCGGAACUCGGGCAGCGUCUUGGGAGGGGCAAUCAACUUCUCCAACAACUCCUCCAGAUCAAGCUCAGGAGGCGUUGCGUGGUCUACCUACCUCAUCUUUGUUAGCUUUGAAUGCACCGGAGUGAUCUGGGCUGCCCUGUUGAGUCCCACCAGACGCGUCCGGCGUAAGAACGGCGACAAAAUCCCUCAGAGUGGCGACAUCAGUUGGAAGGCAGAGUUCGUCGCCCUUUGGAGGCACCUGCAGCGCAAGAAGACGUGGCUCAUGUCCAUACCCGCCUUCUACUCCUUCUUCUGCGGUGGAACCCUGGGCACGUAUCUGUCGUUGCACUUUUCGGUCCGGGCGCGCGCGUUGUCGUCGUUGCUCACCCCAACCCUGUCCAUCAUCAUAGCCCUCGCCUUCGGAAAGCUUUUAGACAGGACCCGGUGGUCGCAGACCAAGCGAGCAUGGAUCGCUUUCGUCCUCUGGGCGGUUCCCCAGGCGGCCAGCUUCAUUUGGAUGGGCGUUGAAUACAGCAAGUUCGGUAGGGGAAAGUCGAAGGAGGGCCUCGACUAUGAACUACACAGCGGGCGGUGGGCCGAGGCCUAUCUUCCCUAUCUCAUCAUGUUCUCGACGAGCUACCUGUGUCAGAUGUCUCUGUACUGGAUCAUGUCAACCUUUUCCACGGAUGUCGGGUCUUCUUCCCGCACGGGCGGUUUGUUUCGGGCCUUCGAGACCGGCGGCCAGGCCGUCUCGUACGCCAUCAACUCCACGAGUGGCGCCGACCCCAGGAUUCCAUUCUACAUUAACGCCGCUCUGCUGGUCUUGUCCGUUCCUUGCAUGGUGUUCCUGAUUCGACUGGUGCCAGAAGCGCCUGCUAGUACGGAUGUGGAUGCGGGGGAUCUGGCAGCCAUUGACGGCGGACUGGACCCGGAUAGGAAGUAA